Suillus paluster is the source of this 2244-nucleotide messenger RNA. RefSeq lists its product as uncharacterized. The transcript is spliced from 15 exons. The record is from RefSeq and is a predicted model, not a curated record. Lineage: Eukaryota; Fungi; Basidiomycota; Agaricomycetes; Boletales; Suillaceae. The coding region runs from base 1 to 2244 and encodes 747 amino acids.
AUGCACUUCCAUUAUGGCCUUGGAGUAGGGCAUGUGUACUCUCAUGAGGCUCGAAUCCCAGAAUGCCCUUGUUCGGCGCAAGAGGCACCUCACCCUGUCCCACAGACCACACCACAGUCAAGCAAAUGUUCAGAAAGGGACGAAACCCUCGUGGAGACCUCUAACUGGCAAGCUCCUGCUGACAAUGACGAUGAAGGGGACGAAGAGGAAGAUCACGUUGGAGUCGAAGAACUGAAUUUCUUUGAGCAGGAACAAAAUGGCAGCUCGGAGUCACUCGUCGAGGCACUAGACGAGAUGUUCACUGACCAUUGUUACAUACUGUAUACCCCAUCUGACGGCGUUGGGCACCAAUAUGACUUGUGGUUGCUUCUUGCAAGCCCCAUCGAAAACUAUUCACUCAUUUCCGGCAGUCAAUUCACUUGUUUACGGCGGCCAAUUACUCGUUUCUGGUGGCCAAUUUACCAAUCCCUAGCCAUCACCACUGGCCACGAUUUGAUGAUUCCUGACCUUCGCCAAUCGCUGGCCAUUGCAAUUUCAUUUAUCGGUCCCUCCAAUUUUGUGCUGCCUCCAAGUUCUUUGAUCACCAUGCAAGCUCUUCCCCCUGCUCCGAUUUACGUGUACUUGUCAAAACGGAAGCAGGCCUUCAGGCUUGUCCAGCUACCUCUGUUCAUUGGAUUCGCCGAGCACCUUUUCCUCAUAGGAUAUCUUGCGCACAUCUACCGACAGAUUUCGCCACUUUACUGCGCAGAGUUCGCACCAGACCUUGUUUUGCCAACUGUAGGGGUGUUGGCCAUCGCGCAGCAGGGGGAUGUAGUAUUUCACACUGUAUUUGAAAAAGAGGCUGGUGACGGUGAUUUUCUUUGGAACGUGAACACUGCGUUUUGCAGCCCAAACUUCAGAGGGCUUGGCAGUGCCUUGUGGCCCGUCACAUUGUUGUCGCACCAUUCAAUCAUAUUCAAUGCAGCACUGUUUCCCUACGGAGACUCGGCACCUGCACCUGUUCUGCACAUAUCACACCUUCCUUCGACUGAACUUGAUGAAGUGGUUCCUGAUGGAUCCAUACUACCUGCCCCUCUCGCUGCCACAGCACCUCUUCCGCACGUGUCACAGGCCCCAGCCCUUCCUUCAACUGACGAAGUAUUUCCUUAUGAACCCAUGGCACCUGCCCCCCUUGUUGCCGCCGAGGCGGCUCCUCAUCUGCACAUGUCACAGGCUUCAGUCCUUCCUUCGACUGACAAAGUGUUUCCUUAUGGACCCAUGCCAUUUGCCCCUCUUGCUGCCAUUGAGGCAGCACCUCUUCUUCAUAUAUCUUCCGCCCCUCCGUCGAUUAACAAACAGUCUGUAUACACGUUAUAUUAUCCAUCCAUUACCUCAUUUAACGGCUACACCGAGAACUCGAGUGAUCACCCACUCGUUACUGCUGCGCCAGCUGGUUCCAUCGAGGAUCUGAUGGUGGUGUUUCACCAGGCGUUGAUCUGGAAAGGUGUGGAUGUCAAGUUGGAAUCUGACCUCCGGGUGGCUAUUUCUGCCGCACUGGGAAAAUACCUCUGGAAUCACGUAUUAUUCUUGACAAAGUGCCUUUACCUCGGUUCUCUAUGGGUCGGAGUAGCAAACCCAUUCAAUCUUUCUGAACCAGCAGGAAGGCGGCUGAUUAGCACUUGCUUGCUCAUGGCAAUAGAUCUCGAUUGCACCACGUUACAAUAUCUGGAAGACAACCCAGUGAUCGUGAAGGGUCAGGAAACCUCACCCGUCAGAUGGAACACGCUUCGUCUAACUUUCUGUAAUCACAUCGAGAACAGAACUUCGGAGAUGCGUAAAGCCGUCCGGGCCUGCAUAUUAACACCCACGGGAUUUUCAGGUUCCACAAUGGAGGAGCAGAAUGCGAGAGUUGAUUACUUUUUUACACUUCUCUUGUCAACUCAUCGAGAAAGAGUUCAGCAGGCUAUUACAGAAAUCAUGGAGCUCCAAUUAUUCAAAGAACUUCUUUGGAUAGCCCUUUUUCAACUGAUGAACGGCUUGUGCAAGGGCAAUCGUGACGGGAGAAUCGCAGACUUCUUUCCUGAAGAAAUCCGAGGGCCCAAUGGUCUAUUACAGAAGGGUGUAGUGGGGACAUUACUAACCAUUGUUCACAGAGGCAAUCAAGAUGUUGCCUUUCUUAAGCGCCGCAAAUGUGUUUCCGAUGGACACAAAAAACCUCUGUCCAAAGACGUGCCCGCAAAAGAGGCGACCAAAACGUCUGAGUGA